AUGGAAUUUUAGUGUUGUUAAUGUUCGAUAGAGUUCAAUCAGACUGAUCAUUCGCCUCUUGUCUUGCCAAGCUGUGGUCAUUCCAUUUGUUUGUCUUGUGUCAAUUAAUAUACAUCUGGGGAGUAAUCCUUGGUUUGCAAAGAAGACGGGUACACAUCUAUUAGAUUUAUUUAAGAAUAUAAUGCAAUGUCCAAAGAGACAUCAAAUGUUUCCCCCAUAAUUAAAGCAUUAUUACAUUAUUAAAGAAACGUCGAUCAUCAGCUAGAUGUAUAACUACCAUUCAAACUCCUGAUGAACAACAACAAUCAAUUCACAAUUAGACCAAGGAUGUUAGCGAUUUCUCAAGUGAAAAAGGACUUUCUUAAUCUUAAUCAAUGGAAGCAUUGCCUAAAGCUAGUCUUUGUAAAUUGCAUCAGAAGGAACUAGAAUUAGUGUGUAAGGAAGAUGGUUAGUAUAUAUGUGUAAAUUGUGCAUUAUUUGGUCCGCAUAAAUUUCAUAAUUAUCUUCCCAUCGAAUAGUAUCUCAAAUAAAUAGAGUCAGCAGUUCAAUAAAUAUCCAAUGUUUACAAACAAAUACAAACUGAAAGAAAUAGUUAAGAGUAGUUUAAACAAUUACUGAUUCUUGGACUUAAUUAAUAAUAAAAUUGUUUAAAAUCUCUUAUAGAAUUAUAAUUCGAUGACCUUAUCAAAUCAAUCGGAGAUAUUAAAUUAUAAGUUUUGCAUAAGAUAGAGCUUAAUUAUUAAAAUUCUCUUGAACACUAGUCCAAUAAACUAGACUCAGAAUUCAUUUCCCUGUAGAUNAUAAAAUCAAAAUUGGUUCAAACCUUUGGAAGAAAGAAGAAUGCUGUCGCAAGUGCAAGUGUUAGAGAAGGAAAGGGUACUGUAAUACAAUAAAAUAAGGUUUGGUUAGAGUGAAUGGAGCUCCAAUUGAAUUAGUCAAUCCAGCCCCAUUGAGAUAAAAGGCUCUCGAACCAUUAUUACUUCUUGGUUAAGUCAGAACAGGCAGAUUGGAUAUCAGAGUCACAGUUAGAGGUGGAGGAAGCACUGCUUAAAUUUAUGCCAUUAGAUAGGUAGAAUUAGCAAUCUUAAAUAUUACUUAGGCCAUCAGCAAAGGUAUCGUUGCUUACUAUCAAAAAUACAUUGAUGAAACUUAAAAGAGAGAAAUCAAAGAUCUCUUAUUAUAAUAUGAUAGAACACUUUUGGUUGCUGAUCCAAGAAGAUGUGAGCCAAGAAAAUUCGGUGGUAAGGGUGCUAGAGCCAGAAGAUAAAAGAGUUACAGAUGAAAAUUUUAUAUCAUAG
This is a messenger RNA of Paramecium octaurelia, 1298 nucleotides long. Lineage: Eukaryota; Ciliophora; Oligohymenophorea; Peniculida; Parameciidae. The record is from the annotation of a GenBank genome assembly.